Molecule: messenger RNA, 3417 nt
Organism: Nerophis lumbriciformis (worm pipefish)
Lineage: Eukaryota; Metazoa; Chordata; Actinopteri; Syngnathiformes; Syngnathidae
Source: RefSeq, a predicted model, not a curated record
AUGGAAGAGCAGCCCGUCCAGGUGAGUGACAAAGAACGAGUGGUGUUGCGAGAAGACAGCCGUCAAAGGCGACGACGGAAAGCCAUCAUGUCGUCGUCCUGCGCAUCAAUGGAUCACAUCGCCGUGGAAUUUGUUCUCCCCACGGUGGCGCGGGGCUCUGACUGUCCUGACUUGCUGCAACUGGAGGUCGCGGGAAACUGGACAGUGGAACAGGUGAAGGCUCAAGUAUGGCUCAAUGCGGUGACGUCGAACCUCUGCCCGGAAUUUUAUCAACGGUUUUCUCCGGACCAUUGCAUCCUUCUAUACCAGAAGAAAGGCAACACUUGCGAAAUCUACGACAAGCACCAAGUCUUCCAGACGCUGGACUGCGUACGCUAUUGGAGAGCGCUGAAGAAGGAGGUGGGCCGAAUCAAACUGGUGCCCCGUCCGCAGCCCUCUGAUGAGACCCUUCAGUACCAGCGGUAUCUCAACUAUCUAAUCGGCUACGACGUAACUGACGUCAGCAACGUGCACGACGACGAACUGGAGUUCACACGUAGGAAGCUGCUGACGCCGCGACGCCUCGAGUUGUCGGAUCGUGAAGCCAAGCUCUACUCCAUGGACCCUUGGGUGACACAUAAGCUGCUGCCUGAGCACCUCCUAGGGAAGGUCAGUAACGGUCACAUCCUGGUGGUAAUCCACAUCAGCACAGCCAGUCAAACCAUCAAAGUGUCCAUCGAAGAUACACCAGCUCAGGUUUUGUCCAGCUUCUUUUCCAAAAUGGCAAAUAAGAGAGGGUUGCUGGGCAUGCCUGACAACACGUGCGAGGCGGACUAUGUGUUGCGUGUGUGUGGCAGAGAGGAGUACCUGUAUGGAGAAGAACCACUGCAGAAUUUCAACUGGAUCCGUCAGUGUCUGAAGAAGGGCGAGGAGAUCCACUUGGCUCUGGAGACACUGCCAGACCCAGAAUUGGAUAUAGUCCAUGAGGAGGACUGGGCCCAGGUGGAUGAUUGCACUGGAGUUGCCGGAACACAUGAACAGCUGACCAUCGACGAGAAGGACCACGAGCGAGUGUUCACCGUCUCUAUGUGGGACUGUGACCGGAAGUUUCGUGUAAAGGUGUUGGGAAUCGACAUACCAGCGCUUCCUAAAAUUCCGGACUUUGUUGUGUUUAUUGAAGCUAGCAUCUUUCACAGUCAGCAGCUUCUUGCUCAGGAGCGGACGACCCCUAAAGCCUUUAGUGAAGAGGUGUUGUGGAACUGCUGGUUGGAGUUUAACAUUAAAAUCAAGGACCUGCCUAAAGGGUCCCGACUCAACCUCCAGGUUGUAUGCAGGAAACAACCGCAAACACCAAACUCAAAAGGAUCUUCCUGCCAGGAUAACGCAUCAGGAAGUCACGACGGUAAGUCCGUGAACCUCCGCAAAGCAUUCCCCAACUCAUUUGCUUCCAUUCCCCAAGGCAAAACCAAGAACCGCCUCUUGUACUACGUCAACCUGCUACUGAUCGACCACAGGUCGCUGCUUCGCCAAGGCGAAUUCGUCCUGCACAUGUGGAAAAUGCCUGAGAAAAGCGAAGAGAGCAGCAGCAGCAGCAUCAACGCCGACAAGCUAACAUCAGCCUCCAACCCGGAUAAGGCUUCAUCCAUGGCCAUCGCCAUUUUGCUGGAUAAAUACUGCUAUCCUGUGGUGCUUCCCAAGAGCCGUGAUCUGAGUCGGGACGCCAGGGCGGAAGACGCCGAAGGGCGCGAGCGAGUUCAAAGGGAAAUGCCGAACCAUUUGAAGAAACAAUUUGGCGCCAUUGUGGCUACUGACCCACUUCAUCCUUUGAGUCCUGAAGACAAAGAGUUGCUCUGGCAUUUCCGACACGAGUGUAUGCGUGAUCCUAGGGCUUAUCCAAAGCUGCUAUCGUCUGUCCGGUGGGGAAACCAGGAAGAUGCCCUCGCCACGCAUCAGAUGUUGGAGCGCUGCACUGCAUGGGACAGCAGCGUUUUAGACGUCGGCCUAGCCAUGCAGUUGCUAGACUGCCACUACUCUGACGCUCAAGUCCGCUCCAUGGCCGUGAGGAAGUUGGAGACCCUGGAGGACGCCGACGUGCUUCGAUACCUUCUCCAGCUUGUUCAGGCAGUGAAGUUUGAGCCCUAUCAUGAUAGCGCACUAGUCCGGUUCCUGCUCAAAAGAGCGCUAAAGAGUAAGCGUAUCGGCCAUUUUCUCUUCUGGUUCCUGCGCAGCGAGAUCGCUCAGUCCAAACAUUACCAGCAGAGGUACGCGGUUCUAUUGGAGGCCUACCUGCGAGGCUGCGGCGAGGCCAUGCUGCAGGAUUUUGGGAAACAGGUGGAGGUGACUGAGGCGCUGCAGAAAGUCACACGAGAGAUUAAGACGAUGUCUCCGGACAAGUAUGACGUCACGGCGCAAGUGGUGUGCCAGAUGCGUCAGAAGUUGGAGCUCCUACAGUCGUCUGGUCUCCCUGAGGGUUUCAGGGUCCCAUAUGAUCCUGGACUAAGAGCUGGAAGCUUACUGACUGAACAGUGUAAAGUGAUGGCGUCCAAGAAGAAGCCACUUUGGCUGCAGUUCAAAAGGGCCGACCCCACCACUCUGUCCAAAGACCCCAUUGGGAUCAUCUUCAAGCACGGUGAUGACCUCAGACAGGACAUGCUCAUCCUACAGAUUUUGCUGAUCAUGCAGUCCAUUUGGGAGACUGAAUCCCUAGACCUGUGCCUAUUACCUUACGGAUGCAUCUCUACCGGAAACAGAAUAGGUAUGAUAGAAAUCGUCAAGGACGCCACUACCAUUGCAAACAUCCAGCAGAGUGUCGUCGGAAGCACCGGAGCCUUCAAAGACGAAAUCCUUCAUCAGUGGUUGCGCGACAAGUGUGUUAGCGAAGACAAGUUUCAGCAAGCUGUGGAGAGGUUUUUGUAUUCCUGUGGCGGCUACUGUGUGGCCACAUUUGUUUUGGGUAUAGGCGAUCGCCACAAUGACAACAUCAUGAUCACCGAAUCGGGAAAUCUCUUCCAUAUUGACUUUGGUCACAUCUUGGGAAACUACAAGAGCUUCAUGGGAAUUAGUAAGGAGUGGGUUCCUUUUGUGCUUACGCCAGAUUUUCUGUAUGUCAUGGGAACGUCAGGGAAGAAAAGUAGCCCUCAUUUCCAGAAAUUCCAGGACGUGUGCGUGAAAGCUUACCUCGCUUUGCGACACCACACCAACUUACUCAUCAUCCUCUUCUCCAUGAUGUUAAUGACUGGAAUGCCCCAGCUGACCAGCAAAGAGGACAUCGAGUACAUCCGCGAAGCGUUAACUGUCGGCCGCAGCGAGGAUGAAGCGCAGCGUCACCUGCUGGACCAAAUCGAGAUCUGCAGGGAAAAAGGCUGGAUGGUGCAGGUUAACUGGUUUGUUCACCUGGUGCUGGGGAUAAAGCAGGGGGUGGAGAAACGCUCCACAUGA